Molecule: messenger RNA, 1008 nt
Organism: Gossypium raimondii (Peruvian cotton)
Lineage: Eukaryota; Viridiplantae; Streptophyta; Magnoliopsida; Malvales; Malvaceae
Product: expansin-A12
Exons: 3
Coding region: 28-786 (252 amino acids)
Biological process (GO): plant-type cell wall organization
Cellular component (GO): extracellular region
Source: RefSeq, a predicted model, not a curated record
UUUGUUGAUUGGUUAGAGAGAAAAUUAAUGGGGCCUUUCAUCAUUCCUUUUGUUAAGGUUUGGCUAUUGUUUUUCAUUGUUGGCACCAUUUUUGGAGCAGUUAAUGGUUGGUUUAAUGCUCAUGCAACGUUCUAUGGGGCUGACCAAAGUCCCUUUUCUCUUGGGGGAGCCUGUGGAUAUGAUAACACUUUGCAUGCUGGAUUCGGAGCAAACACAGCAGCACUGAGUGGUGCACUUUUCAGAGAUGGCGAGGCUUGUGGUGCUUGCUACCAACUCAGGUGCGAUUACCGGGCCGACCCGAAGUGGUGCCUCCGUCGUGCUAGUGUCACCAUAACGGCCACCAACUUUUGUCCUUCCAACAACAACGGAGGGUGGUGCAAUCCCCCUCAUCACCAUUUCGACAUGUCAUUGCCUGCCUUCCUUCGCAUCGCUCGCCACGGGGAUGAAGGUAUUGUUCCGGUCCUUUAUCGGAGGGUGCCAUGCAAGAGGAGAGGCGGAGUCCGGUUCACCUUGAAAGGGCAAUCGAGUUUCAACAUGGUGAUGAUCACGAACGUCGGUGGCAGCGGCAACGUGAAGGCGGCAUGGAUAAGGGGGUCGAGAACCAGAACAUGGCUGCCUAUGAAUAGGAAUUGGGGUGCAAAUUGGCAAAGCAGCAUUGAUCUAAGAAACCAAAGACUGUCUUUUAAGCUCACUUUGGUGGAUGGCAAAACAUUGGAAUUUCUCAAUGUUGUCCCUUCGACGUGGAAGUUUGGCCAAACCUUUGCUUCAAUACGACAGUUCUUUUAACUAAUAUUGCCAUUAAGACAAAUUAAUGUCUUAGAAAAACCAUUAUUUUUAAAAUUGAUGGUUUUAUAAUUAAAAAAAGGGAUAAUGACAUAAUAAAUACGUCAUUAAUUUUUCCCAGAGUUUUCAUUUAACCCUUACUUGAUGUUAGCAAAAUUUAAACAUGCAGUGUUUGGGAGAACGCAAUAUGCAUAUAUUUGUAAUUUGCUUGUAUAAGAAUUUGAA